ACACUUCUUCAACAAAAAGACAAAGUUAUUUCCUCUAUAUAAGCACAAGAGAUCUGUAUACAAUCCCUCAAGUAUUCUUCAUUUGUUUCCUUAUAUUUUGUAUCAUAGCUUUGUAAUACAUUAACUAUGUCUGUACCGAUAAAAAGCACCGUUCUGUUGAUCUUGGUGUUUGCUUCUGUGUCAUAUGCGGCAGAUGUUUCAAUCAUCAAGUACAAGAAUAAUAAUAAGAAUACCAACAGCCUUGUGAUUCGGAAGCCGAAAUGGAGGACUGAUGAGGAGGUGAUGGAUAUGUUCGACUGGUGGCUGAAAAAGCAUUGUAAAUCAUAUAAUAGUAAUGGUCUAGAAAUUGAGAAAGAAAAGAGGUUUGAGAUAUUUAAAGAUAAUUUGAAGUUUAUUGAUGAACAUAAUUUGGGGAAUCAUAGUUAUAGGGUGGGUUUGAACCAGUUUGCUGAUUUGAGCAAUGAGGAGUACAGGUCUAUGUACUUGGGUACCAGGACGGAUGCUAAGCGAAGGUUUGUCAAGUCACAGAAUGGCGUUUUCAGUCAGCGGUAUGCUGCCAGGAAUGGUGAUGAAGGCAUUUUGCCAGAAUCUGUGGAUUGGAGGAAGAGAGGUGCUGUUACUCCUAUCAAAAAUCAAGGAAGCUGCGGGAGUUGCUGGGCAUUUUCGACAGUGGCAGCAGUAGAAGGUAUUAACAAAAUAGUAACUGGGGAGCUUAUUUCAUUAUCCGAGCAAGAACUGGUGGAUUGUGACAAGUCUUAUAACCUUGGGUGCAAUGGAGGUCUGAUGGAUUAUGCUUUCGAAUUCAUCAUUGCUAACGGUGGCAUGGACACAGAAGCACACUACCCUUACCGCGGGGUGGACUCUAAGUGUGAUCCAGCUCGGAAGAAUUCAAAGGUUGUAAGUAUAGAUGGAUACGAGGAUCUUCCACCCAAUAACGAGAAAGCAUUGAAAAGGGCUGUAGCACAUCAACCUGUCAGCGUUGCUAUUGAAGCCUCCAGCAGGGCGCUGCAGCUCUAUUCCUCUGGCAUAUUUACUGGAACCUGUGGUACUGCAUUAGACCACGGUGUGGUGGUUGUUGGUUAUGGCAAAGAAGAUGGAUUGGACUACUGGAUCUUGAGGAACUCAUGGGGCAAGAAUUGGGGUGAAAAUGGAUACUUUAAAAUAGAACGUAAUACUGCUCAUACAUUGGAAGGCAAGUGUGGGAUCGCGAUGCAGCCUUCUUACCCUACCAAGACGCUGCGAAACCAAACUACAUCUGACAGGGCUGAAGCAAGAGCAGGACAAUUGAUCAGCAGCACCUAGAUGGUUAAAAUCAAUAAACGUUCUCUAUAUGUUUUAUCGUGUGUAGAUUUGUGACUAUUGUUUGAUGAACAUGUUUGCUUUCUAUAGUCAUCGGGAUAAUCAUUUGUUGUACAUUAUUUCCCCGUUACAGUUUGGUAAUGUUAUACCAACAGAAAUUAUCUUUUUAAUCA
This is a messenger RNA of Daucus carota subsp. sativus, 1472 nucleotides long. Its product is annotated as cysteine proteinase COT44-like. Gene Ontology annotation, molecular function: cysteine-type endopeptidase activity. The record is from RefSeq and is a predicted model, not a curated record. Gene Ontology annotation, cellular component: lysosome. The transcript is spliced from 4 exons. Lineage: Eukaryota; Viridiplantae; Streptophyta; Magnoliopsida; Apiales; Apiaceae. Bases 127 to 1302 code for a protein of 391 amino acids.